Molecule: messenger RNA, 795 nt
Organism: Hyaloperonospora brassicae
Lineage: Eukaryota; Oomycota; Peronosporomycetes; Peronosporales; Peronosporaceae
Source: the annotation of a GenBank genome assembly
AUGAUGACCUCUGCAGUCCAUCUCGUGACGCAAUGUACCGUCCUCCUCCUCGUCUUUGCUCUGCCGUUGUUGGAUGCUCAGCCCACACCUUCCGGUCUUACCAGCGACCGCCGCACCAUUCAGACUGCGGCAUAUGAAAAGGGCAUCGGGUACGUCGCCGGCAUUCGCUCGACGAAAGACGGCGUGAACUUCUGUGCCGGAGCUCUCGUUGGUCCGUCCCACGUCUUGACGCGCACGAGCUGCAUCGUCGAGAACAUCCGCUGGGUGUCGCUGGGCUCGACCGCCAAUAGCGGCGCGAAGGACGGCGAGCAGAUCAAAGUCGUGGCGCUGUUGCCGCACCCGAACAACUCGGCGAGCCACAACGACCUGCUCCUCUUGGAGCUGGACGUGGAGACGACCAUUGCGCCCGUGCAGCUGGACGCCGCUGACUCGAUCGUCACGCCCGGCAUGAAAGGCGGUCGCCUUGGCUGGAACGACACCUUGGCGCAGGCCGUGCAGUCGCGCUACUUGCAGAGCGUCGAGGUCGAGUUCGUGAGCAACGACCAGUGUGGAGCGGAACUGGCCGUAGAUGCCACAAUACUGUGCUCGCGAGGCGUGUCGACCGCCAAGUCGUGCAUGGGCGACAAAGGCGGCGCUGUCGUCGCGAAGGACAAGGACCAGGACGACGAUGUGCUCGUGGGGCUCGUGACGCAGCACAAGGGCUGCGGAAAGGUCGGCGGCACGAGCGUCUACACCCGCAUCGCACCUGCGCGUCCGUGGAUCGACUCGAUCAUCAAGAGCUACUGCGUCUCCUAG